GCCUGGCGCACGUGCGUCGCGUGGGGGCCUGGCCCGCCUGGACGGAAGUGAGGUGGGCGGGCCCCCGGGCGGCGCAUGCGCUCCGGCCUCCCUGCCUUUCUUCCUCCGGUCGUCGCUGCCGCCAUGGCGCCCGCGAAGAAACUCGCAACCAAAGGCAGCAAAAAAAAGAAACAAGUCCUGAAGUUCACUUUGGAUUGUACCCAUCCGGUAGAAGAUGGCAUCAUGGAUGCUGCCAACUUUGAACAAUUCUUGCAAGAACGGAUCAAAGUCAACGGGAAAGCCGGCAACCUCGGCGGAGGAGCGGUGACAAUUGAGAGGAGUAAAAGUAAGAUCACGGUGACCUCCGAGGUCCCGUUUUCCAAGAGGUAUCUCAAGUACUUGACCAAAAAAUACCUGAAGAAGAACAACUUGCGCGACGGGCUGCGUGUUGUCGCCAACACGAAGGAGAGCUACGAGUUGCGGUAUUUCCAGAUCAACCAGGACGAGGAGGAGGAGGAAGAGGAAGAUUAAAACGGAUCUGGAACGGUUUUGUACAUUCGUUUUUCCCAGAAUAAAAUUGUGGUAGAAAUUGUU
Crotalus tigris (Tiger rattlesnake) is the source of this 573-nucleotide messenger RNA. It is a transcript of the gene RPL22, whose product is annotated as ribosomal protein L22. Gene Ontology annotation, cellular component: ribosome. Gene Ontology annotation, biological process: cytoplasmic translation. The record is from RefSeq and is a predicted model, not a curated record. Gene Ontology annotation, molecular function: structural constituent of ribosome; RNA binding. Lineage: Eukaryota; Metazoa; Chordata; Lepidosauria; Squamata; Viperidae. The transcript is spliced from 4 exons. The coding region runs from base 76 to 510 and encodes 144 amino acids.